Molecule: messenger RNA, 5589 nt
Organism: Myodes glareolus (Bank vole)
Lineage: Eukaryota; Metazoa; Chordata; Mammalia; Rodentia; Cricetidae
Product: G protein-coupled receptor 83-like
Biological process (GO): neuropeptide signaling pathway
Cellular component (GO): plasma membrane
Molecular function (GO): neuropeptide receptor activity
Source: RefSeq, a predicted model, not a curated record
UGGCAUUGCCUGACUCCGCCCUGCCCACAGCGCCAGCCGGCCUUGGACAGAAAGACUGAUGACUGACUGAAGGCAACAGAGAUUGGGUAGGAAUAAUCAAUGGCAGCAUGGAGGAGGAUCUGUGCUUGAGGGAAGCCUGACGCCAUCUCCAGUUUGGAGCAGGUGCUGUGGGCACUAUCCAGGAAGAGCGUUUGCAGACAGCCUGUCCUGUGUUCAGCUGCCCAGCUCUGCGCACUUGCCCACCCUGAGCAGGUCCAGUCUUUUUUCCUGGUUCCUGGUAUUUCUCCCCUCUCCCUGCUCCAGACACCUUGGAGAACACUUUAUCAGCUUAGAGCUCCAGGGCACUGAAUAGAUUGCCUGUCUGUCUGUCCACGGCCUCAACUUGCCCUCUCCCUUCUUUGAGAGGCUCCUGGGCAAAUAGGUUAGGGACCUCACGGGUCCACUAAAGGCACUGGGAUGGAAGAGCCAACCACAGAAAUGCCCCCAGAGGCUUUCCAGAGCCCUGGCACCAUGAGCAGCUUCGGGGAUGAGCUGACUCCAGAAGCCCUGAGUGUACCUAGUGGUUUUGAUGACUUGAUCACAUCCACUACUUCCCAACUACUUCAGGCUGUGUCCAAUGUCGCAUCUGGUGUACUGUCCAAGAUGCCAGGCCACAUGGAAAACUCGGGAGACCUGGCCGACACAUCAGGUCCCCUAGAUGUGGAAAUUGUAUCCGAGGAUGAUCAGGUGCAGUUCUGGUUAGUGGUAGGGUACACCAUAGUGGUCUUUGCCUCCAUCAUUGGCAACUGGGUCUUAAACCACAUAAUUAUGAAGUACCAGAAGGUCCAUACUGCCACCGGCCUCCUCGUUGUCAACAUUUCUGUGACCAACAUGAUGCUCGCUCUUCUCAGCUCUCCCUUCACUAUGGUGCGCUAUCUGUGUCAUUCCCUGGUGUUUGGAAAGAUGACCUGUCACCUCAGUCGCUUUGCCCAGUACUCAUGUGCCUAUGUAACUGUGAUGAGUAUGGCAGCUAUUUCCCUGGAUCGACAUCGGGUGAUGCUAUAUCCUUUGAAGGCCCGGAUUAGUCCCAUGCAGGGCAAUGUCUGCAUCAUUGUCAUCUGGAUUGUGAGCACCUGUGCUGCACUGCCACAUGCUGUUUACCAGAAGCUUUACCAGGUGGAAAUUGGAAACACAACUGAGGAAAGUGCCUGCCUCCCCAGUUUCCCAUAUACUUCAAAAUCCACAUGGAAGUACCUUGACCUAGGCACCUUUCUCGUCUUCUUUAUGUUGCCUUUGCUGGUCUUGGUGGGGGUCUAUGCUCAUGUGGCCAAAAAGCUGUGGAUCCAUGAUGCUGUUGAUGACAUCAACAUCCACACUUACAUCUGCCAGCGUGGGAAGAAGAAGCAGACCCUAAAGAUGAUGAUGCUAGUGGUGUUUCUCUAUGCAGCCAGUUGGCUCCCCCUUAAUGUGUACCUGGUGCUGCUGUCCAGUGAAACCAUCUCAAGCCACAAUGGUCUCUACUUUUUCCUCCACUGGCUAGCAGUUAGCAGCUCCUGCUACAACCCCUACAUCUAUUGCUGGCUCAGUGAUAGCUUCCGUAUUGAAGUGCAGAAGGUCAUCAUGGAAAUCCAGAAGAAGCUGCUAGAUAAAAUCAGCCGCCUUAGGGGAGAGCAUCGCCGACUGAGCUCUGCAUCUCAUACCCAUCCCCCUGCCCCUGAAGAUGCCAAUCCAGGAGUGCCCAAAUUCCCACGAUUCAAAGAUUUUGAUGAGCUGCCCAGUCCCCCUCCUUCCCCAGCAGUGGAAAUCUCUUUUCUCCACGCAGUGCCUCGAGUUUAAGCUGCCCAGACCGCGACUGACUAUCAAAAUAUCUGAGCUUAUGGACAAUUUCAACUCAGCAGAAGAGAGGAGGAGGAAGAAGUGAUACCUCAUCCUGUCACUGCCAUUCUUCUAGGGACAAUGUUAUUAAGGUCCUCUGGACAACAUCCAUGGGUUGCAAGUGUCAAGAUGAUACCAGGAUGAGAACCGGAUUUGUGCUCCUCCUCAUUUUCCUCUCUUCUUCUUUGCCUCCUCCUCAGUAUUCUUGUUCUCCCUCUGGUCUCUCCCCAUCUCCUUCCGAGCCUUUGUCCGUUUCCUCUCCCUUGCUCCUGUUCCAUCUUCUACUCAGCCUUUUCCUCUUUCACUUCAGCCUCUACUUCCAUUUACUUUCUCCACUACUACCUUUCUUCUUGUUUUAAAAAUCUCUUUAACAAUAACAAGUUAUCUGUCUGAGAUAUCUCCUGGUUGGUAAGGUAGGUACAGGUUUUUAGGAUCAAAAACUGAGGUAAUGAUUCAGUUUCCAACUAUUCAGCUUUCACAUAGUGAAAGGAUGUGGUGGUAUUUGGGGUUCUGAACUUCAAGUGUUUCUGGGAAAUGACCAUACUUGCCAUAGUAGUGUGUCCCUUUUAAGAUUGAGGAUAAAUUGGGAGAAAGACCUAAUUGAAGUUUAAACUCAGUUUCAUUCCAUUGUCUCUUUCUGCUUCCUUUUUAUCCUUAUAAUUUAAUCCAUUGUUCCUGACCUAUCAUUAAUACCCCAAUUGUAAAAACAAUGAACUUGUAUUACUGAAGUACAGGUAUACAUAUUUGGAGUAGCUUUAGGGUGAAACAUGACCUUAUCUUCUAUUAUGACCAAUAUAAACUGCCAACCUACCUGUGAUCUUUCGGCUUCAGCUAUUUUGGUGAUUAGUAGUCUUUGUGAGUAGUGAGCUCUGCUUGUGUAUUUUCCAACAUGUAAAUACUUCUGAUUAUCUUAAGGACAGAUAUAUGUAUUUCCUUUUUAUUCAUAUUUGAUAGAAUAGAUAUUUCCCAGGAUAAUCGACUGAUGGCAAGCAAAGUCAAAUUUUGCUUGAGUACACUGUGAAUCUUAGAAGGAUUUUACCUGGCUCUGGUAGCCACCUUCUCCUGUUCAGAUUCAGGAGAAAUUUGGGUAAAGGGCUAUUAUUGUAAUUUAAAUGAACCUUGUGUUUUGUGCUUUAACUUAAUGUUCUAUCCUUCCUAAGAAAGUCCUUCCCCAUCUCUGUUCUAUUCUGUACAUAGAAUCACACUUCUUUCACUCCCCAGUAAGGCUUGGAAACUGGAAUGCUCCAGGUAAUUCAGCUUCAAGGUUUGCUGCUGAUUUGGCUGGAAACUCGACAGACUCAGAACUUUAAACAACAGCGUUGGUAGUGUAUGGAUGUUUGAAGAAUUGAGCAGACGAAUAGUUUCAACUUCACAUGAGCCUUUGUUUAGAUGUUUGUCCACAGCACCUAAUCUGAAUUCGGCACCCAGCCAAGUCUGAGGGUGCUACAAUUGUAAGAAGUUUCUGGCUGGAGGGCUCAUUUGGUUGGAACAUUGUGCUAAAGAGCUCUAGAUCCUAGGUUCUAACCCAUGUGCAGCCAUUUAGCUCUGUGAGUUCGGGCAUGGUGCUAAAGAACUGUGGUCACAGGGUUUCUAAACCCCAUGUGUGUCUUUUUUACAUAGGCUGCACCAUUUACACUAGCCAAUCUUUUUCUGAACAAAGGUUAUCUGGAAGCUACCAGGAAGGCAGCAGCCAAACUGUUGUGUAAAUAGUAUUUCAAAAUCUGUUUUCACUUCUGGAGACAACAGUUCCUAUCCUUUACUGGCUGUGUGUUAACCAUGUCACGUUACUCGAAAGACAGCACUUUUGAAAUGUACAAAUGAACAGAGAGUGUACCAGAAGUGGCAGACAAGAGAAACUGCUAGAUUCUCCCCUUUGACAAAUUCAAAGGCAUGCAUUACAUGUUUUAAAUGCCAAGAAACUGUAUCUUGGUACAAAUUAGGAUAUUUGCUGACAUGCUUCAAUGAGCAUAAGCUCUACAAGUAGCCUGUCUGAUAGUCAACCUUAACAGGACAGUUGGGAGCGGGGGAAUUCCUCUAUUGGCAUAGAUAUCUGGGAUGCUGGUAAUCAUGUUUUGGCCACUGUAUAUGUGGACAUGCACAUUAUUCCUCAUGUGUUUUUAUCUGACAGUCUCGUUCACUGUAAAUUCCCGUGUAUCUUCUAAGUUAAGGUGUCUUUCCCCAGUAUCACACAAGGUUCUACAAAUGCAUAUACAUAUACUAGUAUAAAUAGAUAACUACAUACACAUACACCAACACAGUAUAGUAUAUUAGAUCACAUAAGGUGUCGCAACUUUCUUGUUUAUAAAGACUCUCAACAUCUCUAGACUCUGAGGCAAAGAUUCACAGAUGGAAACACUGAUGUCAUCUGGUAUACAUUAGGAAAGAAAGAAAAUAUACCUGGCAUAAACAAUAUGAGAGUAAAAAUGAUGUUGUUUAUUCUAAUACUUCUUAUUCACAGACUUCUAUGUGUCUAUUUCAAACUUACUUACCUUAUAUUAGUAAUAGUAAUAUCAUGUAUGUGAUUAUGACCUUGUAUUAUAAUUCUCAAAAUAAGAUCUUAUGAUAGUUAUCAAUAAGUGUUCAUUUUCAAGAUUUUACGCCGUAUUGAAAAAACUAAAAACUUCUGGGGUAUUCUAUAAAGUUUCAACAUUUUAGAGGCAGCUCAAUACUAAAGGAAAGAAGAGCCUUAUCUGGCUGCUCACGGUGCACAUGGAUGAAACGGUGUAGAUUAGCCCGGCGAAAUUUGCCUGACAUAAUAUAUUCAGGCCCGAGUAAAAGUGUCUGUGCUCAGAUUUAUGGAAAUAGAUUUAUGUUAAUUGGAUUGUUGAAAUGUAGCAUCUGGAAUGAAUUCCCUGCUCUUUUGUGAUGAGACCUCCUGGAAAUAAAGUUUGCCAGUUUAUUUUUAUAGAGAGAUCUUAGAAGGCAACAGGUAGAGAGAUACUGUGCCUCAUGGCUUUUUAUUUAAUAGGAUUUGGUAAGUAGCAAGUCUGACUACUGUACCUGUAAUUUUAGAUUGGGCUGUAAAUGCUUUUGUACCUGCAACGUAACUCAAAGGAAAGUCUGUUGGAGAAAUACCCCAGAAUAAAAAUAUUUAAAUAAAAAAAUAGAAUAAAAAAAAGCAUCUUUAAAUUUAGAGUCUAUAUAGUAGUUAGUGAAAUUUUAUCCAUUCCCUGCCUGUGCGGUUCUCCUCCCCGUGGAAUGGAACUGAACUUGCUGAUACCCUAAUGCUUUCAGCUUUUCAGCUUUCCUCACAAGCUCUGUGGAAGUAUGGAAUAUAUCCUAGGCACGUGUACAUAGGCACAUCAAACACUUGCUGCUUGAUUCAAACCUACCAGUGAUAUGGACUGUGUGGAACUGAAGCCUUCUGGGAGAAAGACUGACACUGUCUUAUUCUACUCGAAUGAAUGAGGAAUAAAGCUCCCUGAAGUGAUAUUGAUGAAUUACCCCUUCACAAAGGGAAAGAAAGAAAUCUUACCAUUUUACAACAGGAGAAUGAACAUUAUUCCUACCAAUAUGCUUGUUACUUGUUUACCUGUAACUGUUGCUUUAAAUAUUAUCUACUAUUGUUGUUAUUUCUCUCUACUCUAAUUUAAUGUGUGACUAUGUAUUCUAUAUCAAAGAGAGGAGGGGCCAAAGGGAAAGGGGAUAGUGUGGUUACAGGGGUAUGGAAAUAGUAGUAGAUUAGUACAUAUAUAUUUACAUAAAUAUAUUAAAUAAAGCUAUUCAUUCAAAGCA